UCUCGCAGCCAACGCCCAAGUUUCAAGAGAGGAUUUGGUUAAUCCUACUACGUUCCCUUCCUCAUUCAUUUACAUUCCAGAACAUUCACUAAAAUUGCGCUUCAUUUCCCGCCGCACGAGUCUGUUGGCAAGCUUUGAAUCCCGCAACUUUCAUAUGCUGUCCUUCCCCGUUCGGCACCAUGCGGGUCUACAAUAUCGAAAGCAAUACAGAAUGCAAGCUGUAAUCCUUGCAAAACCCAGUCUCCGAUCUUGCCGCUCUUCACGGCCACUCACAUUCCUUCAGGCAUCAUGCUCCGACCGAACCCUCGCUGGCCGCACUUGGUCCAACCAGACCCGAAACCUGACCGUAUCUAGACAAUCGCAGGAGCAGCCUAAACCCGGGCUCCAACCAUUGGUAGCAGAUGAUGCCAUCAUCCUCUCCAAGCAAGCAUAUUCACAAGCCAAAUAUGUUGGUGGACUCCGGGAGUUGCUCCGGGCUCAUGGUGAGGCGCUGCGACCGAAGGAGUCAACUCUGUCAGAUGUGGCGUUAGAAGAUGCGCUGGAGAGCGUCGCCGCGAAACGAAAGUUGGGUCAACGUUAUAAAAGAGCAGAACGGAGACUCCGCGAUACUUUCCCGGGACGGUCACUCCAGGAGGUCAUUGGCGAGCUUGAACCUAUUGCUCAUUUUAGGUCAGGAAAGCCAGAACCUAUAGUUGAUCAGUCUACGAAGGAAGUCCUCCGAGCUCUGGGGCUGGUGACAGGUGAAGGCCAGGAUAAGCAGAAGCAGGUUCCGCGCCCUCGGAAGAGCCUCGUCAGAAAGACUGGUGGUAUUCGAACUAGAAUCCGGAGACUGUCAGGUACUCCGCGCGGCCCUGGCAGGAUUCGCAAGGUUUCGUCGUCCAGACUGAAAACGCCUUUGAUACGGAAAAUGGGAAGUAGCAACGAAGACAAUCCGCCAGCAUUGGAUAGUUCUCUUGCUCAUGAGGUCACUCUCGAGAACUUUGCAUUUGAACCACUGGAGGUCGAGAGGUCCAAGGUACCUCAACUCAGCCACGACUUAUCUCGCGUACUGUUCAACCCGGGGGUCUACCAGCUGCAAGACCCCAGGUCGAGAGUCUGGAACUUUGAUCCCUACCUGGGGAACCUGAUGCCCGUGUCUGAGUUCAACUAUGAUGCGCUAAAUAAAUACAUCACAUCUUCCGAGGAUGCCACGCUGCGCGAAGUCGCUUCGCAGCACGACAAGCGCUAUAUUGGGUCGACUUCCAGCAUGUCAGGAGUCCUGUCUCACUUUCACUUUCUACUCUCGGCUUGGCGGGAACUGACACUGGACAAUCUGUCUCGAGGGUUCAAAGACGACGGGUAUCAAUUUACAAAGAUCCAGCGAGGCCCGACGGCAAUCUUCUUAAAGUACAAGGACGGGGUAUAUGCCGUCGACGCGGAUAAAGAGUUCGAUUCAGCCAAUAUUCUGAUGAGCUUGGGUCGGUCGAUGGAAAAGCUUUUAACCAAUGACAAGGAGGAGUUUGAACGAUACCGCAAGACGCACAGCGCAGGAAAUGGUAUGCAGGUGCAGCCCUCCGAGCCAGAAGCAUAUCACUACAGCGAAUUAGGUCAGUUCCUGAUAAGAUCACAACUCGACGCGCAUGAUCCGAGACUCCCGGGCACAGGCAUGUUUGAUCUCAAAACUAGGGCAGUCGCGGCAGUGCGUAUGAUGGUCCGCAAGCAUGAACAAGGUACAGGCUAUCAGAUCAAAGAAAGGUAUGGCACGUGGGAGUCGUACGAACGAGAAUACUACGAUAUGAUGAGGUCGGCAUUCCUCAAAUAUUCGCUGCAAGUGCGCAUGGGACGAAUGGACGGCAUCUUUGUGGCAUACCACAAUACUGAACGUUUAUUUGGGUUCCAGUAUAUCCCUCUCUCGGAGAUGGACCUCGCCCUGCACGGUCAGACAGAUCCGACACUAGGAGACCGCGAGUUCCGGUUCAGUGUCAAGCUCCUUAGCGAAAUCUUCAAUGCAGCAACUGAACGGUUUCCCAAGCAAUCGUUGCGGUUCCAUUUUGAAGCAAGAGAAGCCACGAAGCUGCAACCGCCUCACAUGUACAUCUUUGCUGAGCCGGUCUCGGAUGCGGAGAUUGUUGAGAUUCAGAACUCGAAAAAGGAAGAAAUCGCGGCAUUUGAGAACCGCAUCUUCAACCCGGAAAAGGCACAUGUUUCGCGAAGGAGGACAGAGCAUGAUGCUGAGCGAGAGGAAGCAGAUAUAUCUGAAUCGGAUAAAGAGGCUACCGCACUUCCUUCGGAUGCGCCUAACGGUGUAACAGAACAAGCACCCGCAGGUCGUAAGUCGAACGCAGCUGAUGUCAAGUUUCUGGAGAGCAUCAUGGGCGUUGAUAUCCAUGAAGCUAUCAAGGAACAAGUGCCGGCAAAGAAGCCUGCAUCACAGCCGGAAGCCGAACCGGUUGUUAACAAACCACUACUGGGCUGGAGGCUGAACCUCACAAACUUUGUGAAUAAGCUUCCUGUCAGCCGACCUCAGGACUUGCAGGAGACGGACAGCUGGAGUGUCCAAUACACGCUGACCCCUUUCUCAGAAGCAAUGACUCAGCGGAACUACAUGUUAUGCAAGAAUCGACGGAAGACAGCCUUGGACGCUCCACAGGAGCAGGAUGAAUCAGUCCGUUACUAUGUCAGACGAUUGAUGUCCAUGAGCGAGGAAGGGGCUGAAUGGCGUCGGAAACUAGACGAGUACGACGCACAGCGAGAAAGAGUGGUGCUUUAUAACAACCAUUUAUCUGGCGACAAGACGGAUUCAAAGAAGCGGUGAUGGGGUUUGUAUAACAGCAAGAGAUGGGAUACUUGCCUGGAUUCCAAAAGCGAUCACGUACCAUAGAGGAGGACACCGUGUUAGGCUCAUGCUGGACCUGAUAGCGGAUCCAACGGGGGUGUAUUUUGCCCUUCUGUGCAAUGUCUCUACCAGUCAAGACAUCAGUUGUACAAUGAUAUCAAGCGAGGUGUUUUGGGGGGGCUGAAAUUGUUCCCAAGACAAGAGCAGAAACAUGUUUCAUUGCGACCGGUGCCGGCUUGAGUUAGCACUGAUGAUGAUACCAACCCUCACACACGCAUGGACGCAUUUGGUCUUGAUUAAUGGUGUCUUUGCUCAUCGGUCAGAUCAUCUGUCUUGUACCAGUUAAUUGGAUAAUACGCACAACGGUCGAUGUGUGCUCCGGGUGGAAUUAAGUAGAGU
Messenger RNA from Exophiala xenobiotica, 3214 nucleotides. RefSeq lists its product as uncharacterized. The transcript has a single exon. Lineage: Eukaryota; Fungi; Ascomycota; Eurotiomycetes; Chaetothyriales; Herpotrichiellaceae. The record is from RefSeq and is a predicted model, not a curated record. Gene Ontology annotation, cellular component: mitochondrial envelope; mitochondrion. The coding region runs from base 155 to 2794 and encodes 879 amino acids. Gene Ontology annotation, biological process: mitochondrial RNA 5'-end processing.